Beta vulgaris subsp. vulgaris (sugar beet) is the source of this 1939-nucleotide messenger RNA. RefSeq lists its product as uncharacterized. Lineage: Eukaryota; Viridiplantae; Streptophyta; Magnoliopsida; Caryophyllales; Amaranthaceae. Gene Ontology annotation, molecular function: L-kynurenine:2-oxoglutarate transaminase activity; pyridoxal phosphate binding. Gene Ontology annotation, biological process: biosynthetic process. The transcript has 2 exons. Bases 129 to 1532 code for a protein of 467 amino acids. The record is from RefSeq and is a predicted model, not a curated record. Gene Ontology annotation, cellular component: cytoplasm.
UGGAGAGAGAUGAUAAUCGGAUAGUAGUAGUUUAAACUUUAAAGGUUAUAGUUGAGUUUGGUGAAAUGCAUAUGAAUUGUUUGCUCCAGCAAAAAGGCCAAAGGGUGAAGAAUCCCAAGUAACGUGAAAUGCAAAGCGUCCAAUGUACCUGGACAUGCUCUGAUGUGCAAAGAGAAAUGCUGCGCCCAUUUACAUCUUCCUGUUCUUGGCUAAAGCCUAAUAAUACUAGAAAUAUUGUUUCUCUCUUCAAGAAUAAGAAUCAGAUUCCCAGAAACUUUGCUGCUCCUGCUUCUUCUCCUUGUUCAGUAGGAAUACGUGCGAUUUCCACUCUUACCCCUGAGCCUGAUAUGGAGGUUUCGCACAACGCCCAGCGCCCCCUUCAGCAGGUUGCAAGGCGUUUGGAGAAGUUUAAAACCACCAUUUUCACACAAAUGAGCCAACUUGCUAUCAAACAUGGAGCAAUCAACCUUGGCCAAGGAUUUCCCAAUUUUGAUGGGCCUGAAUUUGUGAAAACAGCUGCUAUUGAAGCCAUUAGUGACAGUAAAAACCAGUAUGCUCGAGGUUAUGGAGUCCCUGACCUCAACUCUGCUGUGGCUGAGAGAUUUAAGAAAGACACUGGACUUGCAGUUGAUCCUGAAAAGGAAGUAACUGUCACCUCAGGUUGCACAGAGGCCAUUGCUGCAACCAUGUUGGGGUUGAUAAAUCCUGGGGAUGAGGUCAUCCUCUUUGCCCCGUUCUAUGACUCCUAUGAAGCUACUCUUUCUAUGGCUGGUGCGAAAGUUAAAGGCAUCACUUUGCGGCCACCAGACUUUGCAGUUCCUCUUGAUGAGCUGAAGUCCACGAUAUCAAAAAAUACCCGAGCAAUUCUUUUAAACACUCCUCAUAACCCAACAGGAAAGAUGUUCACUCGAGAGGAACUUGAUGUUAUUGCAUCUCUGUGCAUUGAAAAUGAUGUGUUGGUUUUCUCGGACGAGGUUUACGACAAGUUAGCGUUUGAAAUGGAUCACAUAUCAAUGGCCUCUCUUCCUGGCAUGUAUGAGCGUACUGUGACCAUGAAUUCCCUUGGCAAGACAUUUUCUUUAACAGGUUGGAAGAUUGGAUGGGCCAUAGCACCCCCACAUUUGACAUGGGGAGUGAGGCUAGCACACUCAUACCUCACGUUUGCUACUUCAACCCCAAUGCAGUAUGCUGCGGCUACUGCUCUGAGAGCACCCAAUUCAUAUUAUGAGGAGCUGAAGAAAGAUUACAAGGCGAAAAAGGAUAUUUUGGUUGAAGGACUGAAGGAUGCCGGUUUUAAGGUAUUUCCAUCAAGUGGGACCUACUUUGUGAUAGUAGAUCACACCCCUUUUGGGCAGAAGGAUGAUGUUGCAUUUUGUGAAUAUCUGAUCAAGGAAGUCGGGGUGGUGGCUAUCCCAACAAGUGUUUUCUAUCUGAAUCCUGAAGAGGGCAAGAACCUUGUCAGAUUUACCUUCUGCAAAGAUGAAGACACCUUGAGAGCUGCUGUUCAGCGAAUGAAGGCAAAACUAAAAUGAGAUCUUUGAAAGAAAAUCUCGACUCAGGUUUAUCGUUUUUAUGUUGGUUUUUGAGGGAGGGAGGGGGAGGGGAGUAGGAGGGUGAAAUGAUGUUUGCUGUUAACUUUACAUCGUUAAAAGUUGAAAAGGGAUUAUUAAUUUAUCAGCAUUUGGGUGUAAAGAUAAUGAUGAUUUGACUAUACCAAGUGAGGGAGGACUCUUGAGCACAACUUGGAGAAAAUAAUUAGUACGUAGUAGAAUAAUGUGCCUAAUUAAGUUGUAUAUUUUUUUUCACCAAGGAUCCACGAGACCACGACUUAUGAUCACUAGUGGACUAGUGGUGUACUGGUUUAUGCUUAACUGGUAAUAAGCCAACUGUUAUUUUAUAAUGCAUCAUAAAUAAAAGGUUUAAAAGCCUUUGUGAAGCA